AUGGGAAUGUAUUGUCUUUUAAAUGAGUUGACGACGUUUAAGAGGAGGAGUGCUGUCAAGGUUCGAGUGGUUCGAUCAUAUACUGUAAUGGAAAGGAGAGGAUCAUCAGAAAUCAAGAGUAAAGAGUUGGUGCUGCACGACGAAGAGGCAACAGUAAUCCAUGCCUGUAUACCAAAGGAUGUUUUACCAAAAUUCCCAGAAAGCUUUUUAGAAGGAAAUGUCUAUUGUUUCAAGAACUUUUAUGUCGUUGCAAAUUGGCAUACCUAUAAGACUAGCAUGCAUGAGUUCAUGCUGCAGUUCAAUCACGAGACUAUCAUGAAAGAAUCUAGGUCAGAUAAUUUCCCUUACCACAUGUUCAGACCGAGACCAUUCCAUACUUUGAAAGGUAAUCCAUCACUAGAUGUCAAGGAGUUGAUUGAUUUAAUUGGCCGUAUUGUUGAAAUACGUGCUCCCCAAGAAAAAACAAUUUCUGGACAGAAUACUGUCCUCAUAGACUUUGUUUUAGAAGAUGCAAUGGGUAGUCGUUUGAACUGUACCUUUUGGGAUGAACACGUGGCCAAACUUGAACCAUUGUACAGAUCUGCUUCAAAGGACCCUGUUGUAGUGUUAAUCCAAUUCUGCAGAAUCAAGCUUGGUGCUAGAGAUGGUGAUGUGAAAAUAUCAUCUUCAUAUGAUGUUACUAAACUUCUAAUUGAUGUGGACUGCCCUGAGAUUCAGAACUUCAAAGAGAGUCUGGUGGACAUUGGUGAACAAACUCCAAUGUGCAGUAUUGGUUCAAUGACAAGCUUCAGUUUCACAAACAGUAUUGAAGAGUCAACCAGUACAACAAUGCAGAUGACUACCAUUUCUGAGAUAUAUGGGAAUGAAAUGCAUGGAGAAUUCUGGGUUGCUGCCAAGAUAAAUGGCAUUGAAAAGUCCAAUGAUUGGUGUUAUACUUCAUGUAGAAAACCGGGUUGCAAUAAGAAACUUAAAAUUUCAGAAGGGUACAAAAUUAGACUUAGGGUUGUUGACCUCAAAGGUACUGCAUCCUUUUUGUUGUGGGAUAGAGAUUGCAUGGAACUUAUUGGUACAUCUGCCACUGAGUUAUACCAGAGGAAUAAGAAUACUCCAGGUCCACUAAAGGAGAUCAAGGCAUUAAUUGGCAGGAUAAUGCUAUUUAGAGUCUCGGCAAAUACAGACCAAUUUAUCAAUCUGUCCUAUGCCUUCCCAGUUUUAAAGAUUAACACUGAAAGCAAGUUUGUUCAACAGUAUUGCAAGGAACUCUUGGAGGCCCAUGACAAGGAACUUAACUCUACUGUGCAAUUAAGUAAUGAUGAUGAGGAAUUCCUACAGGGGUUUGACAGUGAUGAAGCUGAGAGCCCGAUACAGAUGCUGCCACCUAUGAAGAAUGUUGAAACCUCUGAUGGACCGGUGAAGAGAAGUUUGCUGGAUCAGUUCUCUUCCACCAAGUGCUGCAAGAAAGUGAAAGACACUAAAGUGAAGAUUGAGAAGACUGAUUGA
Messenger RNA from Ipomoea triloba (trilobed morning glory), 1500 nucleotides. RefSeq lists its product as uncharacterized. The record is from RefSeq and is a predicted model, not a curated record. NCBI's taxonomy places the organism in Eukaryota, Viridiplantae, Streptophyta, Magnoliopsida, Solanales, Convolvulaceae. Gene Ontology annotation, cellular component: nucleus. The transcript has 10 exons. Gene Ontology annotation, biological process: DNA replication; DNA recombination; DNA repair. Gene Ontology annotation, molecular function: DNA binding. The coding region runs from base 1 to 1500 and encodes 499 amino acids.